Messenger RNA from Dama dama (fallow deer), 360 nucleotides. RefSeq names its product urotensin 2B (gene UTS2B). NCBI's taxonomy places the organism in Eukaryota, Metazoa, Chordata, Mammalia, Artiodactyla, Cervidae. The record is from RefSeq and is a predicted model, not a curated record. Gene Ontology annotation, cellular component: extracellular region. The coding region runs from base 1 to 360 and encodes 119 amino acids. The transcript is spliced from 5 exons. Gene Ontology annotation, biological process: regulation of blood pressure; blood vessel diameter maintenance. Gene Ontology annotation, molecular function: hormone activity.
AUGAACGUGAUUCUAUCAACCACUCUUUGUUUUGGACUCCUAACUUUGUUAUCUGUAAUGAUCUUUUUAGAAUCGGUUCAUGGGCUGCCAUAUUUUAUUCAAGGAAAUGAAUUGCUUCCAGAUAAAGAAGAUACAGAUAGUGAAGAACUAUUGCGGGCUCUACUGAACAAAAAUUUUGGCUUCCAAAGACCUUCCAACAUUGAUAUAGAACUGGCUAACAAGUUGGAGGAACUUAACCAGCUGGAAAAGCUGAAAGAUCAGCUCAUGGAAGCAAAGGAUGCUGAGAUGUCUUAUGCGAUAGAUGGUCUAUCUUCUUCCCAUCCUAAUAAGCGAGCUUGUUUUUGGAAAUACUGUGUCUAA